AUGGCCUCUCAAAGACCUGGGCUACCUCAGAUGACGGAGGAGGAGAAAGAGAGACAGAGACGUCUCCUUGAGCUUUGCAUGCAACAGGUGGGAUUCUUCAGGGGAAAGAAAAUCCCAGUCUACACUCCUGGAGAGCUUGAGUACGAGAAAUCUGUCGCGAACUCGAACCUCCUCUACCGCUUCGAAAGACCAGGUUGUGUCACCCAACCUGAGCAUGAAUCCCACGUUCGCAUCAUUGUUAAACGAGCUAAGGAGGUAGGCCUACCUAUUCGAGUCAAGAAUGGAGGUCACUCGUAUGCAGGAUUCUCUGCUAUCAACAAUGGAAUUUCGAUUGAUCUGGUCAAUAUGAAACGUGUCGACCUCGACAAGGAUAACAUGACCAUCACAAUGGAAGCCGGCGCACUUUGGGCUCAUGCUUAUCACGAACUGAUCAACGACCAUCACGAUAAACUGGUUAUCAAUGGAGGGCGUUGCCCUAGUGUCGGAGUCAGUGGUUUCACUCUGGGUGGAGGUCUCGCGCCCUUUACUCGAAGCUUCGGUCUGGGAAGUGAUACACUCCUUGAGGUUCGCAUUGUGACUGCAGACCAUGAAAGCAUCAAAGUCAGCCCAAAGGACAAAAAAUCUGAAAAGGCAGAUCUCUUCUGGGCUCUUUGUGGUGCUGGCGGCAAUAAUUUUGGGGUAGUCACUGAGCUCAAGAUGAAGGUUCAAGAACUGCACCACGAUUAUGUUGUUGCUGGAGUCUAUACCUGGGCACCGGCUCAUGACGCUGCAUCUCAGAUGGCUUUUGAAGAAGCCAUGAUAAAGUUCUAUAGUGCUGACUGGAGCAACGAGAUGACGAUUGACACCAGUUGGUUGAUGGACCUGAAAGAUACCCGCGAAGAUCCUUCGGUUCGAUUUUUGGUCUACUAUAAUGGAUUGGAGAAAGACUUUGACAAAGAGGUUGAUGAGAAGCUCGGAAAUUGCGGCAAGGUUAACGACAAAGACAAGCCCGAUGACACAGACAAGGUUGACAGCAAAGACAAGGUUAGCGACAAAAAUAAAUCACUGGCACAACAGCUCAAGGAUCGAACCCUGCCGGAGAAUUCAACACUCUUUCUCCACGAGACUCUUGUAGCUCAGUGGUCAGAAGAAACCCAGAAGGCUUUGCCUUCGAACGCCAUGUUCCGGAUCUACACCUCCUUCUCUUUCACAAAGGCCACCGUCAAACAGAAUAUUUCUGAAAUAACCAAGACGCUGAAAAAACACUUGGUAGCUUUUAAAGAAGAUUUCAAAGGCGAAGAAGGCUCAAUCAGAGUGUCUUGGAUUCAUUCCGGUGGUGAAGCCAGCAAAAAGAGCCCUGACUACUCUGCUUAUCCCUGGCGUGCAUGUGAAUAUCACACCUACAUCAUGAUUGAGUGGAAGGAUAAGUGGUUAGAGACAAAGAUGAGAGGCGUCCUCACAGAUCUUAACAAGGAGUUGAGAAAAUAUUCUAUGGACGGGCUUGGUGUGUAUAUCAAUUUCCCGGAUGCUACACUCGACAAGGACACAUACGAAAAGGCAUACUAUGGUGACAACUGGGAAAAGUUACAGAGCAUCAAGGCACACUGGGAUAAGGACAACAUCUUCCAGUGGCCUCAUGGAGUUCAAGUUGGACCCCACGUUGACUCUGAGGGCACGACGAUGGAAUUUGCAUCUCCGCCUUUACCUCCCAGCAGUAGACCUGUCGUCAAGGGGUUUGCCAAUGCAGGGGAUGCUGCGGGCGCCUCGGUCGGCAAAACCUGGGACACCUGUAACCUGGCUAGCGGCAGCCCUAUAGUCGGUCUAGGUAAUUGA
Fusarium subglutinans is the source of this 1812-nucleotide messenger RNA. RefSeq names its product 6-hydroxy-D-nicotine oxidase. The transcript has a single exon. The record is from RefSeq and is a predicted model, not a curated record. NCBI's taxonomy places the organism in Eukaryota, Fungi, Ascomycota, Sordariomycetes, Hypocreales, Nectriaceae. Gene Ontology annotation, molecular function: FAD binding; oxidoreductase activity. The coding region runs from base 1 to 1812 and encodes 603 amino acids.